UGUAGGCUACCCACACCAACAGGCGGCGUGCUAAACCACUGAGAGGCAUUGCGAAGAGAUGCGUGCUCCGUGUUACAGAAUGAUAACUGAUUUAGUAACGUUAUUUCUGAAUGAAUUACAUGUGGUUUAUCUCCUAGCACGAGGGUGAGGGAUGAGCUCGAGCUCCAGUGCUGCUGAUCCAUCAGCUCCUCCUCUGGUCUAACCGGCGUCAGGCAUGUUGUUCAGGAUGGUGAAACUCAGACUACUCAACACGAUUGCUCCUGCAUACUUCUACACGGCAACCGUGGUCACGUUCGCCCUCUACUUCCUCCUCUUCAUGCCCACUGUAUUCCAAAGGCAAGAUGUGAUGUUAAAUCCAACCAUGCUGACCCACACUGCCGUCUUUCUAUUCUUCAUGGGGAACGCGCUGGGUAAUUACACAAUGACUAUAUGGUACCCAUCUGAGAGUGCCAACGAAACAGUUAUUCCAGUCUGUUCACCCGACUGCCCAGACAGAAUUGACGCACACUACCUCCUGAAUGGACGCCACUUCUGUAAAGUGUGUAAGAAAGUGAUUCUAAAACGGGACCACCACUGCUUUUUCACAGGAAACUGUAUUGGUAAUAGGAAUAUGCGCUACUUUAUUAUGUUCAGCAUCUAUACGUCCUGCUGUUGUCUCUAUUCAUUGGUAAUUGGGGUGGCGUAUCUUACGAUGGAGUACUCCAUUUCCUUUGAGAACCCACUGACAUUCCUCUCUCUUCUGCCACUCUCGACGGGUUACUUCUUCCUUGGUUUGAUUUCAGGUCUCCAGUUCUUUCUUGUUGUAAUGCUGUACAUCUGGCUGGGUAUCGGACUAGUGAGUGCCGGCUUCUGUUGUCAACAGCUUCUACUAGUAGCCCGAGGGCAGACCUGGUGUGAGCUGCAAAAAGGGUAUCUGUCAGAGAGUCGGGGGACCUGGCGUGCCAACCUGACCGAUGUUUUUGGUUCCCGUUGGGCUGUGGGCCUUUUCCUGCCAGUUCAGACUGUUGAGAGCGUACCUGGGAAUUGGCAGGUCUACCAUGACCACAAACAUGACUGAAAACCCUAUCAGUGUGUUUAUCAUAAUUGGACCUGUGUGGACCAGAUAUUAUAUGUGAUAAGGGCUUCAGUUCAUGUGACUUGUAUAAGCCUGUGCAAUUGACCUACCUUUUUAGUGGAUUUCUGUCAUCACCAUGCAAAUUAGGAGAACAUUAUGUCACUAAGAUGUGGUAACCCCCAUAUCUAUCCAUCAGCACUAUCCUGAAACUUAAUUUGAGCCCUAGAGCAACGGUAACCUCAGAGAAGGAGGCCAGGAUUGAAGGAUGGAUUUACAAAACAACACACACUAGGUAAUCAGCACACUGUUACACAAGUGGCCUGCUAAAUUGUGGGUGACUUUUAGUUUAGUUAGUAAAAUUUCCAAACAGGUAAUGCAUUGUGGGAAAUGUUCUUCCACCCUGGUCCACGUUAAUAUGACAAAAUAUUAGGGGUGUAACAAUAUCCUACGUCACAAAUUAAUAUAUCGCCACAGUAUCGUUGAUAGUGACAAUAUGUAUUAUGUGUAGUUCACCCAAAAUUUCAAUUUCUGUGUGAGGAAAUAAUUCAAGUUUACAGAGUUUUAGUGUGAGUACUACAUUAAACUAUUAUAUAUAAUGAUGAAUAUAAUGUAUAAUAAUGCAAUGGGGGAAUAUUUGUGGGUCCACAUAUCUUAUUAACAUAAACACCAGUAAAAAGUGGCCUACAUUAUUUUAAAUAUAUGUAGUCAGUGAAAGAGUGCAAUAAUAUUAAUCUAAAAUAGUUCUGUAUUUUCAGUUUCAGAAUCAUGAAUAUUUUUAUUCUGAUGUCACCAUUGUCCUUUGCAUUGUGUUACCAGCACCAAGUCCACAAUGUAAUAACGAAUUUAGCAUUUUAAACAACAGUACAUUUUUUGUUAACCUUUUACCACAUCGCAAUAAUAUCCAGUAUCGAAUCAUUACAUGAGAGUAUCGUUACACCCCUACAAAAUAAAUACUAAAAAUAAACAUACCAAGUCACCACCCUUCACAAGUUACAAUACCUGUCCUGUAUUCAGCAAGGAUGCAUUAAACUCAAAAGUGACAGUAAAUACAUUAAAAAUAUUAAAAAU
Molecule: messenger RNA, 2122 nt
Organism: Pimephales promelas (fathead minnow)
Lineage: Eukaryota; Metazoa; Chordata; Actinopteri; Cypriniformes; Leuciscidae
Gene: zdhhc22
Product: zDHHC palmitoyltransferase 22
Molecular function (GO): palmitoyltransferase activity
Source: RefSeq, a predicted model, not a curated record